Fusarium sp. VM40 is the source of this 1422-nucleotide messenger RNA. Lineage: Eukaryota; Fungi; Ascomycota; Sordariomycetes; Hypocreales; Nectriaceae. The record is from the annotation of a GenBank genome assembly.
AUGUUUCCCCGACGAACAAGUUUGGCCAUGCUAUGGCUAUUGCUAGUAGCUUGGGUUCAACCCAGCUACAGUUCCGCUCUAUACGCUUACGCCACCGAACGAACCGUCCAAGUCGGAGCCCAAGACCCAGCCACGGGAAAGAUCUACUAUAGUAGCUGCAAUAGUGAAGAUACACCAAUCUUCCCCCUCGAAAAGCCGAAUAUCCUCGAUGCGAAGCAGACACCACGCAAUGGCACUGCCCUUGCGGCAGCAGGUUGGUGGGACACCCAGACUAUCACAGCUUCCAUCUUCUGGCAAACAAAAGACGGCAUCAUUGUCAAUGGAUACUAUACCUGCAACAUGACCACAGGCAAGCUCGUACGCAAGGAUGAGUAUCAAAUCUCAGAAACAGCCGAGGUCGACUCCAUCCACAGCGAAAGCGGCCUUUCGGUGGAACUGCUCGGAGCUAACGACGGCUAUCGCGUCUUCUACCACAACGAGAACAGACAGGUUAUGAUGAUGUCCUAUACAACAGUGACAAACUGGAUUGACGGAGGCGCUGUGUCUCAAGAUACCGCGGCAGGCAUGGCGUUGGGGUCUACCCAUUACGAUAAGGAGAACAUUACCGUAGCCUUUCCCAAAGGUUCGGAUGAUAUAGAGACCUCUCGACUAGAGAAGUCGGGAACAUGGAAGCUGGCUGCCUUUCCACAAGACUUGACCAACACAUACACAAAUGAUACACUCCCGAGCGAGUUCACGUCAAGUCUGGAUCGGGACGCAAACUUCUCUCUCCCAGCUUGGAAUUCGUCGGUAGAGGCCAUAGGUUCAGCAGUGGACAGAUCACGAACCCGAAGCAUCUUCUACAUCGGUGACGACAAGAAGCUCUACGAAGCUGCUGCAUCGAAGAGCAGUUGGCAGCUGGCAUCCAACCAAACAAAAAAGGCAUGGCCUGUCGCCGACAAGCCGAGCUCUGGACUAGCUGUAGCCUACCAGCAGAGUGAAGGCGAAGCUUGGGUGUACUACUGGUCCAACAAGACUAUCGUGCAAGCUUACAAGAACUAUGACGGUGACUGGGAAGAUGCCCAAGCCUUGCCUCAAAAGGUUGCAUCAAAUGAGACUCGUACCAAGCCCCACAAGGACAAGACACCGCUGCAGGAAGAACCUUCUCAUUCCUCGGGCUUGAGCUCUGGUGCUAAAGCUGGAAUUGGCGUUGGAGUCGGUAUCGGUGCUCUUCUUCUUGUUGUGAUGGCUUGGCUUUGGAGAAGGCGACGCAACAGCCGCACUGCUGAUAACAGAGAAUCCUUUGAUGGCACCGAAGCAAUGAAGGAGACUCCGAAGGGAUUUGAUCCCUCGGAAAUGGACAGUCCAGGUCCACCUGCUGAGUUGGACCACCAUAGUUCAGUUGUAUAUGAGUUACCGGGACAGUAUGGAAGACAGCCAUGA